Messenger RNA from Chinchilla lanigera (long-tailed chinchilla), 1223 nucleotides. RefSeq names its product N-myc (and STAT) interactor (gene Nmi). Gene Ontology annotation, cellular component: cytoplasm. NCBI's taxonomy places the organism in Eukaryota, Metazoa, Chordata, Mammalia, Rodentia, Chinchillidae. Bases 135 to 1067 code for a protein of 310 amino acids. The transcript is spliced from 8 exons. The record is from RefSeq and is a predicted model, not a curated record.
AGAAACCGAAAGUGAAAUUAGGUUGUCCUUGAUCCUGUUCCUGGCGGCUCGCGGGGCGCAGCGGACGCCUGAACUUUCUGUCUCCGGUGCAGCUCUUCUUCCCUUCGCCAGGAGCGAGCGGAGCGCAGGGAAUAAUGGAACCUGAUAAGGACAACAAAAAUCAAGUACUUAAAGAACAACAGCUGGAUGAAGAGUCUAUGAAUGAUGAUCAAAAUGAGGAGUUACUUGAUGAAAUUAGAAAGGAAAAUAUUCAGCUGCAGGAGGUGAUCCAGAAGCUUGAAGCUGAGUUAGACGGGGCCACCAAAGACUUCCAGAUUAAGGAGGAUAUUCCCGAGACACAGAUAAAAUUCUCGUCAUUAGAGAAUCCUGAGAAUGACAGCCAGUUUUUAAAUAUCUCCUGUUCAUUUCAAGUGAGCUCACAAGUAUCUUAUGAGCUGCAGAAAGGACAAGCACUUAUCACCUUUGAAAAGGAAGAAGUGGCACAGAAUGUGAUAAAAAUGGGAAAGCACCAAGUGCAGCUGGAGGGUGAGAGCGUGGAGCUCACGGCCGAGCCGGUUCCCCUGAGCACGGGGGUCCGAUUCCAGGUUCACGUGGACGUCUCCAAAGUGAAGAUUACCGUUACUGAGAUUCCCGAUGGCCUGGGGCUGCCUGAAGACCAGAUGCGGGACAAGCUGGAGCUGGGGUUCGGCAAGUCGCGGCGUGGAGGCGGCGAGGUCGAGAGCGUGGCCUACGACAAGCAGUCGCGGAGCGCCGUGGUCACCUUUGUGGAGCCUGGAGUUGCUGACAGGAUUUUGAAAAAGAAAGACUUCCCUCUUUACAUAAACCAGAGCUGCCACAGGGUCCUUGUUUCUCCGUACACAGAAAGACGCUUGCAAAAGUAUCAGAUAUUUUCAGGAGUAUCGAAGAGGACGGUGCUCCUGACCGGGAUGGAACACGUUCGGACCGAUGAAGAGACCGUGGAGGAUUUCAUCAACAUCCACUUUCAGCUGGGGAGGAAUGGGGGUGGGGAGGUGGAGGUGGUCAAGUGCUCCCUUGGGCAGCCUUACAGAGCGUAUUUUGAAGAAUAGACUGAUGGCAUCACAUGAAAAUUGGAGCUUUCGAGCCCAAAUCACUGCAGACAUUUGGCAGAACGAAUACCCUUUGCUUUGAGAAAUGAACACUUUCAUUCUCCAGUGUCCGUUUCUUCUUAAAUACCAAAGUUAUUUCCAAGGUUUUGCACUCUU